AAAACUUGUCGAGAUUAAAUAAAAAUAAAAUGUAGCUAGAAAUGUUCAUGAAAGCUGUUAGUAACUGGAUAUAUAACAGUAAAAAGGAUAUCAGAGUUACAUUUAAUAUUAUUCACUUUGAAGUUUGCGCAAUAAGUGUGAGAAAAUUUUAGAUUGCAAAAAGAAAAAAAAGUCCAAAAUGUCCAACAUUGAAUUUUUUUUUGCACGAAAAUGAAGGAAAAAGAUUUUUUUGCAUAGUGUGAAAAAGUGCAAAAGUAAAAAAACUGCCAAUAACAAAUGAUUGAUAAGCAAUUGAUUUGUUCAGAGUAAAAUAAAAAUUGUUGAUGUGUUUCCAACACUUGUAUUUGGAUUAAAUUGAUUUGUGAUUAAAAUAUGAUUGAAAUGACGAGAAUAGUGGAAGUCUUGCUGUUUGCAUCCAUUGUGAUACCGACACUGAUCAAUUCGUUGGCAAACUGUCCCAACGGUUGUUUGUGUAAUGAUGAAACGCUGGUUGUGACAUGCUAUGAGACAAACCUGGAUGUCAUGCCCAUCGCGCUGAAUCCUUCCAUCAAGCAAUUAAUAAUGAAAAAUAAUAAAAUUAAGUCAAUUGAAUCAGCAAUACAAUUCUAUCCAGACAUUGAAUUCCUUGACUUGAGUGGGAAUCAUUUACUGAAAAUUCCAUCGCGCACCUUUCAAUAUCAGAGGAGAUUGAAGGAGAUGCGCUUGAAUAACAACAAAAUUGGUCAAAUUGAACCAGAAACAUUCCAUGGGAUGGAGUCGAUACAGAUAUUAAACCUGCGUGGUAAUCUUAUUGACUUACUCGAGCAUAAUUCCUUUUCUUCACUACUUAAUCUUGAAGAAUUGAAUUUGGGACAGAAUCGAAUCGCCGAGAUAAAAUCAGAUGCUUUCUAUCGUUUAUAUAAUCUCAAGAUUUUAUAUUUAGAUGACAACACACUAAGUCACGUUCCCGCUGAAUCAUUCUUGCCACUUACAAGCUUAGCUGAGCUCUUCAUCGGCGUUAAUUCCUUCACGACCUUGGAAAAGUCGUCAUUCGAGAAACUGAAAAAGUUGACGACGCUCAAUCUCAAUGGCGCUCAACUUGACAACAUCUCAUCGGGUGCCUUCACUGGACUUGAUAAUCUUCGUGUUUUGGAUUUGUCAAGUAAUCGUUUAGCUCGAAUUCCAACGAAAGAAGUGUCGGGUUUGCAUCGUCUUGAAGAGUUGUCGAUCGGGAUGAAUGACUUUGAAAUAAUUCCCGAGAAGGCUUUUGAGGGUCUUACCAACCUUCAUCAACUUGAAAUCAUUGGAGCGAACAAAUUAGUACGCGUACAAAAUAACGCCUUCAUCGACAAUGGUAAUUUGAGAAUAAUACGAUUUAUAUCGAACGAAGAACUUUCACAAUUCGAAUCAGCAGCAUUCCAUGGAUUACCAUUUUUGAAAGAGUUGAUACUUAGAAAUAAUGCAAUCGAAUCAAUACGUGAGAAUCUCUACGAAUGGGACAAUCUUCAAGUUUUGGACUUAUCAGAAAAUCCAUUACGAUGCGAUUGUCACUUACUUUGGUAUAAAACAUUCUUAAAUAGUCGUGGCAGUCAUUUGAAUAGCGAACAACAAAGAAACAGUAUUAAUAUCAACAAUAACAGCAACAGCAACGUUAAUCACACUAUCAACUCAACGAAAAUGAAUUCUUUAAGUGAUAGCGACAAUUCCAGUAUCGUAAAUCAUCAUCAACAUAUAAUUUGUGCAUCGCCAGCUUAUGCAAAAGGCAAAGAAUUUCGUAAACUUUCAUCCGACCUUUUCGGAUGUACACCAAAUUCCGAUCCAAAAAUUCAAGCAAUCAUUUGCGGCCUCUUAGUCAUCACAGCCGCUACUAUCACGACUCUUAUAUUGAUUGCUUACAAAUGUCGUCGAAGAAAGUUUCGUAACGUUUUAAAAGACAGUGGAUGGGAUAUUAGCAGCACGAUAGGACGAAAAGAUCGUGACUAUCAUAAAACAUAUGCCGCACCACAAUAUAUCGACACGAUGAGAAAGCACACAUUGGGUGCGACAAUAUCAUCGCCCUCACAUUGCAACAGCAUGACCGGUGCUAAUAAUUACCAGCAAUAUCCAUUAACACCGAUGAUUCCCAUAACAGAACUAUAG
Clunio marinus is the source of this 2118-nucleotide messenger RNA. NCBI's taxonomy places the organism in Eukaryota, Metazoa, Arthropoda, Insecta, Diptera, Chironomidae. The record is from the annotation of a GenBank genome assembly.